GCAAAAUAGGGAUAAAGGAUAAAACACUUUGCUGUUAGCAUGGACGGGGAGUGCAAUGCUAGCCAUGAAAGGCUUAGCAAUAGCCUACUGUACACAGGUAAGUCUCUUCUUAAGCACUUCAGAACAGAAAAUAUGCCAGAACUAGAAUUAAAUUAUUUAAUUAGCCUAAUUUUUACUGAUUUAGUAUAUAUGUGCAGGUUAACUAUAAAUUACACAAGUAAAGCAUUGAAAUUAUGUUAAAUCAAAACAGUUGUGUUAAACAAUGUAUGUAUAUUUUCUUUUUUUUUUUUUUUUUUUUACACUAUGUUACAUACCAUUUCAGUGUUUUGCAUUAGUUAUUUACAAUGUAUUGUAGGGAUAAUAUAUCUGAUAGUAUGCAAUUUUUGCAUCUUAUAACCUAACAAUUUGCAAUUAUUUUUUCAGAUCUCCACAAUUUCAAGUUUAAUCUAUAAUCCUCUUAAUGGUUUGUCUUCUACAUUGCUUAUUGAAGAGCCCUUAAAAGACUUAAUUCUAUAUAUGUUGCAUGCUAUGUAAAAAUGAUUUGGAGUGUAUGAAUAAAGUUCGCUGUCAGAGUAAUAGGAACUUUCUGCUAAAGCAAUUAACACAAUAUAUACCUCAAUUAGAUACUUUUGCAUACCUUUUAUAUGUAUUGUGGUGUAUAUGGGAUUAACUUCAAACAUAGUUUACGAUUGGUUAUAAUGAGCCCCAUCUGCACACCUCCCAAAUAUUCCUACUUAGAAGGGGCAGUCCCUAUUUUUGGCUAAAUCCCUCUGUCCUUCUUUUCUAUCCUAGUAUCACUCCUUUUCUAGGAGCUCCAUAUUGUUGAUGUGUCUGAGUGUAGAGCAAUGCUCCACAACAAUAUUAUUCACAGUUUCUUUAAACUACACACUCCUAAAGGUGAAGUGUCCAACUUUGCCCAUUUGGAAUGUUGGGAGAUAUGCAUUUGAAUGCCAAAGUAUAGACAUCUAGCUAGUGAGAACGUGUCAUAUUGAAUUCUAUUUCAGGAGACUUACAUUUAUGGCUCGGUGCCUACUCUGUUUCCUAAUAUGUCUAUGUGGCGGACCACCGUAGUAUCACUGCCAAGGAUUCCCUUUCCCGUAGUUUUAUAGCUCCUUGCAGAGAAAGUAAGUAGUAUAGCUGGUAUAGCUUUCCCCCCAUACAUUAGUCGAGACUUAAUGCUAGGAGUAGAUCUGGUUUUAUUAAGCUCAGCACAGUAAUUUCUACACGGUCCCCCAGCAAGGGGUCCCUAUUCACAGUACAAUGAUCCCGCCCUGGUGCGUCUGAGUCUGGGAGAUAAUUGAAUUGCUGCUCGCUAAACUAAUUAUCUCCCAGAUACAGAAACACAAAAACAACCCAAAACAUCAUAAAGGCAUAUAGGAACCCCACACAUUAUAUAUGCCCAGAUAGCUCUGAUUCAAACGCCCAUGUUGGCAAAAUUGCGCUCGGGUCCAUGAAGAGAUGACAAAAUGCCACCGGGGUAAAGUUUUGACCAGUCACGCACAUGGUCCAUGCCCAAAAGAGUUCCAGAACAAUUAGGGCUGUGGAUGGUCAAUUGUCGGAAGCUUCUGUUGAUGAGGUAAUUAAGGGGUGCUCCCCCUGGCUCCCAGGUAGUGAUUGUUCCACACAGUCUGAGGCACCUUCACUCUAAAAAGCACUUUUGUAGCUAGAAUGGAAGUAGGGGAAAAUCUGGGUGGAAGUUGGACAGGAGUUGGGACUAGCUGCAGCCGGACCGCAGUUCCACAUAAGUCCUGCUACAGUCUGUGCGGCUUUCUGGACUCUGUUUACUGUUCAGAGAAGGGCGCUCCAGGGCAGUUGGCUUGGAGGGGCAGGUGCAGGCAACCAAGAGUAAUGAAAAUCGUCUUUUGGUUGGCAAAACAUGGGAAAAGUGCUUUAUUUGGAGGUUCGUCAUCUGUACUGUUAAUUGCCUGCCAGAGCCUGCAACAGCCUUCUCUAUGUAAUUAAUGUUUAAAUAACAGAGCACAAGAUAGUAACUUCUAGUAAAUACACUGUGUUGUCACAUGUUCAAAAAUUAAACCUUUUUUUAAUGAAAACUUUGUGAGUCGCAGUCAGGUGUGGUAUGACUAAUGCUAAUAAGUGAAUUAACUCGAAAAUCGCAGAACAUUGAGCAGUUACUACAAGGACAUGUUCAAUACGCUAAAACCACGUUAGUAAGCUAAAGUUGUUUUGGUGCUUAGAGUAUCCCUUUAAAUAGUGAGUAGUGAGUUAGUGGGCUCAGCAUAGGCGUGUUCUGCGUGUGCCUGGGCACACCCUAAUCCCCGCGGCACGCCUAUGGAUUGAGACCGACAGGGGAGAUCUCAGGAUCCCCCCUGUCAGCUCAUGCAGAGCCGGCGCUAUCAUAGGCGUGUUCUGCGUGUGCCUGGGCACACCCUAAUCCCCGUGGCACGCCUAUGGAUUGAGACCGACAGGGGAGCUAUCUGAGCGCCGGCUCUGCUCUAAGCCUCCAUGGGCCGGUGGGGAGAUCAAAGAUCUACCUCACUGGCCCACAGCAGCAUGGAGGGAGGCAGGAGAGGACCCGGGGAGCUCUUGCCAGCAGCUCCGCCGGGUUCCUCUCGCAAGGUCGGAGCGUUGCCGCGGCAGCGAUCAGAUCUCGCGAGAGUGAACUCUAGCCCUGCAGGCUAGAGUUAACUCUCAUCACUAAGACCACCAGGGAUGGCAGAAAGGAUCCCCCCUCCCUACAUAAGGUAAGAAGGGAGGGGGAUAUUUACUAAACGACCUCCACUGGAUCACCAGAGAAGGCAGCUGCACGGUACUGAUAUUUUAUAAACUAAUCUGCCCCCACCUCCAUCCCCACAAAUCACCCAAACAUACAGCACACACACAUACAGCACACACACAGCAUGCAAACAGAACACACACACAUACAGCACACACACAGCACCAGCACACAUACAGCACACAAACAGCACCCACACACACAGCACCCAUCCACACACAUACAUACAGCACCCACACACAUUCAGCACCCACACACACACACACACAGCACCCUCACACACACACAGCACACUAACAGUACCCUCACAAACACAAACAGCACCCUCACACAGCACACUAACAUGACCCUAACAAACACACACACAGCAAACUACCAGUACCCUCACACACAAACAGCACCCUCACACACAGUACAUUAACAGCACCCUCACAAGCGCACACACACACAAACACCCUCACCCACAUAGCACACUACCAGCACCCUCACACACACAUCACACUAACAGCACUCUCACACAGCACACACACACACACAGCAGUGUAUGUGUGUGUGUGUAUAUAUGUGUGUAUAUAUAUAUAUAUAUAUAUAUAUAUAUAUAUAUACAUACAUACAUAUAUAUACGCGACGUGUGCUUGUGCUUUAGGGUGCACACCCUAAUGCAACAGGCUGCACACGCCUAUGGGGCUCAGUGUAAUGCACUAUGAGAUCAAAUCAAAUGAGGAAAUUUAGCGCCUCAUCUGAUGUCAAAAAUAGAUCAGAAAGUUAUGUUCCUUACAGCCCAGCACUCCAUAUGUCUUCCGAAUAAAAAUCCCCUUAUUGGCAACCCAUACCAAUAUUUGGACAGGUAUUGUGUUUUUAGCAAGCUCUGGUUGUGACGGAUCUCCCAAACUCUGAAUGAGUACCUCUGCCAAGUCAGCUUCUUAGCUGCUAUCAAGUGUGAUUGAGGUCACUGGGACUUCUUCCAUCUUGGACCAGGCUGCAGCUCUCUCCUUCCAGGCUGUUAUAAUCCCCUCUGCCUUUUCUCCUUCAGCUCUGUUACUAGGCAGGUAUUCACAAAUCUGCCUACACUGUGACCAGCUACUGUCUUUACAAAGGCACUUGUGGGUCUUAGGCCUACUUCUUAUGCACAUAUGGUGACAAACUCCCUUACUGUUUAAACUUACGGUGACAAACUCAAUCUAAUACAAAUAACUAAAUCAUAUGGGGAAACAUACAGGAAAUCAUAAUAACACAAUGACAUAUUUCUAAAUUGGUAGGGAAGACAAUAACUAACACAAAAUAUCUCAUAUGCCUGCAGAAAUCGUUAUAUGCAAAUUAACCUGAAUAUGCAAAUUAGUGAGCUUUGCUAUUCAGGUAGUGCAUAUAGCUGUUUCAAGAUCCUCACAACCAACUGAUAGCGCUGUACAGGCUCCACAGCCAAAUCCACUUAGUUAGUUAAGAUCAUCAGCAGGAAACGAGAGCACACAAAGCAAUUAACAGUAAACAAUUACAUUAUAUACACCAUAUAAUGGGCACAGGCUGACUAAAAUAUACAAAUAAAUCAGGGACAUACAUAAAGUGUCCGUCUUUUGCACCCAGUAAUAGUGACUACUGUCACGCUAGCUUUUAUAUACAGUAUGUAUUCCUAAUAUAAUCUUACAUUUAUUAGAUUACUAUAUUACCUUUUUGUAUAUUUAUUUAGCACAAUAUUACUUUAUUAGUACUUAGCAUUACUAUGGCACCUUUGGUAUUGCACAUUUAAAGUCUUAGGUACAUUGUUGUGUGAAUCAUCAGGUAAGUCCAUUUUGAAUCUAUUAUACUUCAUUUUGACCCCAAGUUGCAAACACUAUAAAAUGUGUAUAUGUAUAAAGGUUGUGAAUAUUGAUUAAGGUGCUGUAUGGUAUCCACUGCAUUUAAACCUUGAGAUGCAUUGUGAACAUUUGUGCUGGUAGAAGUGUAUACCUGGGUGCAGUGGUGUAUCCUGGUUUUGUGCUGCCCUAGGGUUCAGUGGGGCUGCUGGGCGGGUGGCCGGCCGGCGACUGCAGGCGGCGAGGGAGCACUGAUCCUCCUGUUCAGCUCCCUCGCACGCCGCAGAGUGAUGCCAGGAGCCGGAAUAUGACGUCAUAUUCUGGCUCCUGGCAUCACUCUGUGGUGCGCGAGGGAGCUGAGCAGAGAGCUCUCUAACCAGUGCUCCCUCGCCAGCGCCGUCCGCCCGCAUUGUCAGUUAGCCUUGUUUGCCUUGCGACUAAUAUGUCCCUGCCUGGGUGUUGUGUGUCCUCGAAGAGCACAGUGCAAAAGCACAGGCAUUAUGACCCUGCAGAGUGUGCUUCAAAAGCAUGCUCUGCAAGAUCCUACUGGCUGUAGUAUGGCCAGACAUGCCCCUUCUCGUGACUGCACACGCAUCCUAAAUGCAUAGCUCCCAAUGUUGGUAGGUAUAAUGAAGUAACAGGACCAAGGUUUUUGGACAGUGAGGGCGGGUGUAACAAGGAUAAUUUAUAUUUCUAAAAGUGGCAAUUGCUAUUAAAAAUCUGCACUUUUUUUAAAAUGAAAAAAAGGGGACACACUAGAGCUAAAGUGAGUGUUCCUUUAAGAUAUUUGUUUGGGGCAUGCAUGGUCUUGUUUCUCCAUUUCCCCUCUUCCAACUUUAUGGUGUGCCCCCACAGGUUCAUUUUGUUGUGCUGGAGGACACCCAUCUAUUUUUAUUAUGUGUCUGCUUCUGGAGCUAUUUGAGCAGACUGUCUUCCAUCAUUAGGGCAGUCUAAAUUUGUAUGAAGGAAUAUAUUAAUUUCUGUUAAGAUGAACGCUCCUAGCAAAGUGAUCAAUUGGGAAGGUGACUUUUUUUUUAAGUUGGAGCUUAAAUUAAAGCUCUUGCACCAAAAAAAAAAAAAAAAAGUUAAAAGCAGACUAAUAGUCAAAUCUUUUAUCUUUUCAUUCCAGGACAAGGAUGGGCCUACUUCCGACAGAAACACGUGAUUCUUACACUUGGUUUCCUGGGACUUUCCUAUAUUCUGAUUCUGGCUCUCUUCAUAACUGUCUCAUCUAGGUGUUAGUAUUAGAUCAUUUAUUUUCUGUUUGUAUAUUUAUGAUUAAUAUUGUGUGCAUGUAGUGGAAUAUUUGAGUGGUGAACAGCCCCAUGUUGGAAUGUUUUUAGCUGCCAACUUAAAAAAGAACUUGUCAACUUUCUCUUACUCUUUACUCUUACUACCAUCUCGGUAAACUGUAUAUGCACAGGGAAUCGUGGAAAAUGUAUUUGUUUUCAAUCCUUGGGUCAGCAGAAGCUUGCUUUAAAUGGAGAUAAAGAAGGAUUAAAAUGACUUAAUAAAAUAAUGUUUCGUUAACUGUUACAUUGUAACAUUAAUUCCAAAAUUAAAGUUUCUUUAUAAAUCAGCUUUUUCAUUUUAUUCCCUGCCAACCCCCAGCAUUUCUUGAGGUUCCCCUAUCCUCCCUAACCCGACCAAUGUUUGGUGAUGAACUCAGGACCUACGGCUACCUACCAUUUUUGUGUCCUGUCUGAUCUUUGUAUACUGCACCGCCAUCUUGGUAAAAUCCACUAUGGUGGCGUGCUGGAAAUCUCUGCUAUCCUUAGGAAUAAGGUUUAAGUGCAUGCACAUUCCUGUUCUUUCAGAUUGCGUAAGCGUCAUCAGUUUGAUGAGGCGAUGCAACGCUGGAGGGAUGUAAGAAAUGGUAACCAAUGACAAAGCUGGCAAAUGAUGUGGUGCUUGUUUAAAUCUUCACCUUUUGUCAACCUGUAGUUUCUAAGCAAGAAAAAGUAGUCCCUACUUUUCCUUCUGUAUAACUUUAUAAAACAACAUAAAUUCAGCAGAAAAAACCCCAAAAAACUAGGCUAUCCAGGGGGACACAAUGGAGCACUAUAAAAUGUUUUCUUUUAAAGUAAAGGCUGCUUUAACUACUUUUUUCAUCUUUCCCAGUAAAUAAUAUAUUGUUUAGUGGAGGCAGGUAGGAUAAGAAUAUCUGAUGUCACUCUUUUUCUCUGCUUCUUUACCUUGAUAAUUUGUUUAUACACUUAUCAGCCACAACAUUAAAACCAUUGAAAGGUGAAGUGAGUGACAUUGGUUAUUGUUAGAAUGGCACCUUUUAAGGGGUGGAAUAUAUUUAAGCAGCAAAUAAACAGUUAGUUGUUGAUCUGGGUGACUUUGACAAGGCCAAACAGUGAUGGCUAGAUGAGGGGAUCAGAGCUUCUCCAAAACGGCAAGUCUUGUGGCGUGUUCCCUGUAUGCAGUGGUUAGUACCUACCAAAAGUGAUGCAAAGGAAGGAUUGUCUAAGCAACCAGCAACAGGGCCAUGGUCACUCAAUGCUCAGUGAUGCAAGUGGGGAAUCAAAGGCUAGUCCACCUGGUCCGAUUAGACAGAAGAGCUACUGUAGAUCAAAUUGUUGCAAAACAGAAAGGGGUUGGUAAACAAAGUGCAUCGCAGUUUGCUGAGUAUGGGGCUGCGUAGCCGCAGACCAGUCAGAGUGCCCGUGAACUCCUGUUCCAUGGUCCAGUAUGAACUGGACCAUGUAACAAUGGAAUAAGGUUGCCUGGUCUGAUGAAUUAUGUUUUCAUUUAGGUCAGAUGGUUUACCUGGGGAAGAGAUGGCAGUAGGAUGCAUUAUAGGAAGAAGGCAGGCCUGUGGAGGCAGUGUUAUGCUCUGGGCAAUGCUCUGCUGGGAAACCUUGGGUCCUGGUAUCCAUGUGGAUGUUACUUUGACAUGCCACCUACCUAGGAAUUUUUGCAGACCAUGUAUACCCCUUCAGGGCAAUAUUAUUACAAACAAUAGGUAGUGGACGGCGCAAACCCCACACAAUCUGAUAUAAAAUCUGUGUGUACAAACCACAACACAUAAAGUGUAUAAUAUGUUAUAGACAACACUUAUAUAAAUGUACUGAGUGGUAAUAAAAUAUACAUAAGAACCAUACCAUAAACAGGUUAUAAAGUGCCCCCGAAAUAAAAAGAGAAACAGCCUCUCUUUGGCAACCCAAUAGUAUGCAAUAAUAUAGAAGUAGAAUAGUGAAAUCUAAUAGGUAUCACACUCACAUUUCCUUGAGCCUGCUAAUGAUAACUGGCUCAGGUAGUAUAGCCUUGGAGUGACACAAUACUUCCACUGGAUAGGAUGAGUUCUUGAUCCCCAGUAGUCACAUAGAAUAGGAGAAAGGCAAACCCAGUUUAAAUAAUGUAAAUAAACUUUAUUAUAACACACAAAAACCUUACAUCAAGGUAACUGGAAUGCAAUAGUCCAACAGCGCAACACAUUUCAACGCUCCUCUUGCAUCUUCCUCAGGUGCAAAUACUAUCCUAUCUAUCGGUCUUUUAAAUCCGGGUUUGGCGCAGAUUUCGGCGGAUUUAAAAGACCGAUAGGACAUAGGAUGGUCUUUGCACCUGAGGAAAACGUAAGAGGAGCAUCGAAACGCGUUGUGCUGUUGGACUGUGGCAUUCCAGUUAACUUGAUGUAAGGUUUUUAUGUGUGUUAUACAAAAUUUUAUUUACAUAAAUUUUAACUGGGUUUGCUUUUCUCCUAUUCUAUGUGACUACUGGGGAUCAAGAUACUCAUCCUAUCCAGUGGAAGUAUUGUGUCACACCAAGGCUAUACUACCUGAGUCAGUUAUCAUUAACAGGUCCAAGGAAAUAUGCAACUUGGCAGGACUUAAAGCAUCUGCUGCUAAUGUCUUGAUGCCAGAUACCACGAGACACAUGCAGAGGUUUUGUAAAGUCCAUGGCUCACGCAUAAGAGCUUUUUUUGGCAGCUCACGGGGAACCUACAAAAUUUUAAGCCGGUGGUUUUAAUGUUGUGUCUGAUAAGUAUACCUUAAAUGUCUGAGUUAUUACUUAUUCAGAGUUAUCUCUGUCUUUAUCAUGGGAAGAAACCUAAUUACUAGAAGUCAGUUUAACACAUUUAAAUGAGCAAAGGUUGUUCUAAGUUUGUUAAAUCACCUUUUUGGGGGGCGUAGAUAGAUGGGAGUACUAAACACUGCUCCCCAAGUCCACAGAACCAUGAACUUCCCCAGAGGUCUAGCAUUCGGUUGGUAAACAGACCUGUGAAUUAAUCCGUCACAUAUCACGUAAUAGCAAAUCACAUUUGGGAUGCAAGAGUAAUGAUCCUUUGUGAUUUGGGCACAGUCUCAAUCACAUCCACAUUCAAGCCUGAUGAAAAUAGUAUAGUAUACAAACAGGUCAAUAGAUACAUUAUAGUUGUAGUUCGGUGACACUUUGAGUACUGUGUGUCAUUAUAUAUUUAACCAUUUACAGAUUACAGCUUGUUUUAGGCAAUCUACUGACCUUUGACAAUGGAUUCUGAAUUUUUCUUCUCAGUAACAUGGUUCUUAGAAACUAUAAUGAAAAUAAAUAUUUUUCAUUCUAUUUUUUUUUUUUUUUGUGUGUCAAGCAUCUACAUCUGGUUCAGAAAUCCCAACUGAGCUAAGAGAAAUGAAGAAUGAUGGUAAGACAAUAUGUAUAUUUGUUACUGGGACAACUGUUAAUAUAGACCAGACAAUUAAAACACAAUUCUAAUUUUCAUAGAGUCCCUGUUAGUUAGAAUAAUAGAGCAGCAAGCAAGUGGUUUGGUUAAAUACUAUUUACACUGAUUUUAUAUAUGCCCCUCCCCCUUUGAAGUUCUCAUUCGAGAUUUAAUUGACUGUCACUUUUCUCUGAAAAGGCAGUAUUUACAUGAAAAGGCCUACAGGAACAGGGAGUAGAAACCAGAACAACUACAUUAAGCUGUAGUUUUUCUGGUGACUCUAGUGUCCCUUUAAGUUAUAUCGUUAUAUGUGUGUACUAGCCUACUAUUUGCAUUCAAAAAGAAAAAUGCAAUGGAGAGUCUUUGUGGAAGCAACAGGCAGAGGAAAUUAAAAAGGAAUUUGCUAGAAUUUCCAGAUUGAAAGCAAGAAGCAAAUUUAUGCCAGAUUUGUAUGAUGCACAAUAUUACAUGACAUUAGUUGAUUUAUAUUAAAAGCAACUAGCGCUGUGCAUAACAUAAAACCAAAAAAUAGUUGUGUUCACAAUUAUAAAGUGAUUGGCUAAAUGUUUUUUUUCCAGUGGCUAAUAUUACCCGGAAAAUAAAAAAGCUUGAGAAACACCAUAAGAGAAAUGGUAAGACAGUCUAUAAUGCAGUAAAUUUAACACACAUUAUACACAGGUCAUGUAACACAGCACAGUGUGUAUCAAGAAAUGUAAUACAGCAGUGCCUUGCAAAACAUUCAUCCAGAUGUUCCUCAUUUAUUAAAGUCUAGAUUUAAAAUUGAUUUUAUUUGGUACGUUUACCAUUUAAUUUAGACAAAAUACAAAACAUUUUGAAGAUGAUAAAUUAUUUUAUUGUGACUGUAGCGGAACCCCCGCUGAACUGUGAACUGCCCUGAUUACCCUGCAAUGUGUGUUACUUUCCUGACCUCCCUUUCGUGUGUUUUCACUAUCUUGGCCCUGUGUUUCAUUUGUUGUGUUUGUAGUUCUACCUGCUCCACGUUCGAAAGUACUGCCAUGGACGGGACUCCAUUCGCCUCCCGAACGGGAACCACCUCGAAAUCCCAUUUUGAAUGUAGUUUUAGAAUGUUCACAUUUCAUAAUGAGAUGUCCAAAUCGUUAACAGCAAUGGAAGCCACUGCGCGUGCCUCCCCUGGGUGGCAGCCUGUUCGUUAGACGAAUGCCAUCCAAGGGGAGCAUUCGAGGAUUGCUUCCCACAUCGUUCGGUUUACGAACGAGGACCUUCCCGGCACCCGUUGGAAUGUUCACACCAAUCAAUUAGAACGUUGGCAAUUCGCAACAUAGUGUGAAACUGCAAGGCAAGUAAUUGAGUGCUUCUCUGGGUAGCCGCGUUCGUAUAGCUGAACGCCGGCCAGGGGGAGCAAUUCAUGUCCUGAAGCGAGACACUUCCUGGUUCCACACAGGGACCCACGAACGGUGGCUGUUUGUGGCACUUAGCAUUCUGGGGGUCCCUGAGAUUGGUGGGGACAUCCUUUGGGUACAAUAGUGGAGGUUGGCGGGCUCUCUGUCACUGGGAGAUAAAGAGACAGGAAGUUUCCCACGCUACAGCCCCCAGAUACAGAGUCUUCUGGGAAGAAGACCCCGGACAGGGUAAAGACCCUGGGAUGGGACACUAAGUGGCGGGAACAGGGGACAAAAGGACUGGAGUUCCGUUUCCGUCAGGGGGCCCCUGGGAGUGGGAGGGCCCUGUGAGGGGAUACUGAGUGGCGGGAACAGGGGACAAUGGGACUUGAGUUCUGGUUCCGUUAUACGACCCCCGAUGGGGGAGGUCCGUGGGAGGAGACAAUGUCUUCAGGUGUGUUCCAUCCUUUGCACGGGGAAAGUAUAAAGCCGGGUGUGGCCAGUAAAGUUGUUGUUGUACCCCUGGAACUGUGUGUCGUCCAGAUACUGGGAGGGAAAUGGGUCUGUCCAUUUAUCAAUAGCGGAGGUAACCAGCCGGGUUACCCAGGAUCCGCUACAGUGACACUAAAUGUAAUCAAACUAAAUAAAAUCAGGCAUUUAUUGGUAUAAAGUAUUAAAUCCCAUUGGUUUUAAACACCUAAAUAAGCUACAGUUAAAGCCGCACUGGCACUGUCUGGGGACAAAUUCGAAAACACCCCCAAAGGUGACAUCACCGCUGGGGGACUGGUGGCUGGAAUGAAGUAAAGUAAGUAAGGUAAAGGUGAGAUUUGCUUAUAUGAACCUGUCCCUUGUGGGCAUGGCCACCUUCCUCUCGCGAGCCCUUUUCACCUCCUGACACUUCAGCAUAUGCACGAGACUACAGCAUUGAGGGCUACAGCACCAAUCCCCUGCAGCCAUAACUGGUGACAGCUGUUGGGAUUGACAUUGUAGCUCCGCUCAAAGUCUAAGCAAUUCAGGCAGGGGAAAUACACAGAGACUACUUUGUCUCUGUAGACCUCUUGAAAUUUUAGUGACAUUCCAACACCGUCAAAAUUUAAAUUUCAUAAAGAUUCUUGAACUGAGUCCUUUGUGUUCAAGGGCAGAAUUUGUUUCUUCUUUUUAUAAAUAUACAUAUAUAUAUUUUAAUGACAGACUUUGUGAAUAGACUCAGAAGAAUUUAGUGUGUGAUGUUAAUAUAACAGUAUGAUAUAUACCUUUCUACAUAUUCAACAAAUUGUAAUUAUAUAGUUUAUACAUGCAGAUUCAAUGUUCUAUAAUGACAAAUUGUAUUAGCAUAUUUAUGUCUGCGUUUACAUAAGAUGUUUAUAUUUCCACAGGAGUGGACUGUGACUCUGAAUGGAUUGUAUUCAAUGACAGUUGUUAUUACUUCACUGUUACUAAAUCAAACUGGAUGAAGGCUAGAAGUCUUUGUGUAAGAAAGGGGAGUGAUCUAGCUGUAAUUACAAGUGAAAUAGAGCAGGUGAGUUAUUUCAGCUAUUUCAUCUAUUUCUGAUCACUGUAUAAAGUAGAGCUAUGAUGGAUUAGAGAAAACUAUUAAUAUUUACCUUUUUCUGUAUAUAACUAUGACAGUAUUGCUACUGUGUUAGCUCCUCUCACUUGGCUAAUCAGCCAAGAAAUGCUACCAGUUCCAUGCCUGGGGCAGCCUUAACACUAGCAAUGGGACCAGGCGGAAAUUGUAUGGAACACACAGAUGUUCCUACUCGCUCAAUUUAACACCUAGGAGAGCGCUUUUUGGAGGGGAGAUAGAGGAGAGACAAGUAAACAAUUUCCACCUAUGAGUCAGGGGGAGUCCCCUUUUUCCAUGAAGAAAAAAGACUCUUUCUUUGACCAGCAUUUAGCCGCAACAGCCUGGAACUUCGCACCAGAUCGGGAUGUGACCUUAGCCCAGUUCCUGUUCAUUUAAUGAUUUCUCCGAUGUAGGUGCUUUUUGGACACUUUGCUUGGGGAGAAAGAGAUCUACCCGGGGGUGUAUGAUUUGUAUAUAUAAGUAUGUUUAAGUGAUGAUUUUUGUAUGUUUUAUUAUUUGGGCUCCCUGGUGUCUUAUAAAGUUAACGGUACUUAAUUAACCCCUUCCCGACCGCGGACUUACUGGGCACGUCCGACAAAAACGGUCCUUAAGGUCCUUAAAGGACCACUCUAGGCACCCAGACCACUUCAGCUUAACCCCUUAAGGACCAAACUUCUGGAAUAAAAGGGAAUUAUGACAUGUUACACAUGUCAUGUGUCCUUAAGGGGUUAAUGAAGUGGUCUGGGUGUCAGGUCCUUCUAGGGUUAAGCCAUUUUUUUAUAAACAUAGCAGUUUCAGAGAAACUGUUAUGUUUAUGAAUGGGUUAAGCCUUCCCUCUAAUCCUCUAGUGGCUGUCUCAUUGACAGCCACUAGAGGCGCUUGCGUGCUUCUCACUGUGAUUUUCACAGUGAGAGCACGCCAGCAUCCAUAGGAAAGCAUUAUAAAUGCUUUCCUAUGCGACCGGCUGAAUGCGCUCUUGCCGCGGGUGCGCAUUCAGCCCAGGAGGAGGAACGGAGGAGGAUCGGAGGCAGAGAGCUCCCAGCCCAGCGCUGGAAAAAUGUCCCCCUUCCAGAGCCGGGCGGGAGGGGGUCCCUGAGGGUGGGGGCACCCUCAGGGCACUAUAGUGCCAGGAAAACGAGUAUGUUUUCCUGGCACUAUAGUGGUCCUUUAAAAUAUAUAUUUAAAACUACUUGUACUUAUAGCCACAUAACUUGCAAAAAAAAAAAAGCUAGGAACAUGUUAACAUUGGGUAUUUCUAUACUCAGGACAAAAUUUAAAAACUAUUUAGCAUGGGUGUUUUUUGGCAGUUGUAGAUGCGUAACUGAUUUUGGGGGUCAAAGUUUGAAGUAGUGUGUUUUUUACACUUUUUCAUCAUAUUUUACAAUUUUUUUUAUAGUACAUUUUAUGAUAUGGUGAAAAUAAUUAUAUCUUUAGAAAGACCAUUUAAUGGCAAGAAAAAGGGUAUAUAAUAUAUGUUGGUAUAGUAAACGAGUAAGAGGAAAAUUACAGCUAAACACAAACAACGCAGAAAUGUAAAAACAGCCCUGGUUUCACUAAGGGGUUAACUUAUCUCCCAGACCUAGAGGCGCCAGGGCGGUAACCCAUUGAUUGUGACACCCUGUUGCUAUUGUCCCUGUAAAUACAACAGUUGGUGACAAUAAAAGUUGUUUUUUUACCCAUCACUAGUCUUGUCUAGUGUCUGGGGGGGGGGGGAGAUACAAUUACUGAAGCGCAACUUUCUCCUCAAGAUGAAAACAAUAGACAGAGGUACUCAGCUUGAGUACUGGGCUCCGUAAGAAAUAAGAUAUAUAUAUAUAUUAAUGAGAAACGACAGAAAGGACAUUUCAUCUAAAACUUGCAAUAUUUUGGCAUAAUGCUUGAUGAACGUGAAUGGCAUAGACAGGUAAUGGCUCUGAGGAAACAUCCUGCAUAUUACAGGCUUCAUCAUCAUUGAGCAAAUCCUUGAUCUUGUUCUUCGUUCGCUAGAACACAAAACAUUUCUUACAAAUGCUAGAAAACAGUUUGUCAAGAGAGUCAGCAAAACAUGGACGGUGAAUUAAUUCAUUUGUAAUAUUAUGGAAGUCUCUAUAAUUAGUGGCAAUAAUGUAUUUUUUUUCAGCAUUUUCCAGAACAGCCACAUGGCUAAAAUUCCUGAUCUGCAGGCACAAUCUCAAAUAACACACUUUGUGACUUGCCUUUUGAAAAGGCAGACUUUAAAAAAAAAAAAAAGCACUGGAUGUUUUAAUUAAAUAAAUUACCCCAGGCAGAGCAAACAUUUUUUAUUCUCUUGUCAGUCCAGAGCAUCAUUAGAUUAAAAGAAAUCUGGAUUUCACCCUUACCAAAGACAGAACACUUAUAAAGAGAAUGGAUGUAGAACAUCAAGCAAGAAACAGAAACAAAUUGUGGAACCAUGGGUAUGAAAAAAAGCUACAAAGGUUUCUUGGGUACCGGAAUACUAACUGGACAGUUUGUUUCAGCCACUACUGGACGAAAAAGAACUGGAUCAGUUGAUACCUAAACAGAAAUUCAGAAUGGAGAACACUAUGUCAGUAAUUCACAUCCUUCAAAAGAAGAACUAUGUGGUGUCUUUAGAUCUAAAAGAUGCACAUCUUCGAUCAUUGCCUCUGUUUGAAGAACAUUUUUAAGGCUCACCAUCAAGGUAAAUGGAAUAACAAAGCACUAUCAAUUGAAGUCUGUCAAAUUCAGCUUAUCAGAGCUCCACAAGUCUUUACAAACAUUAUGGUGGCUCUAGCAGCAGAUCUGUGGGAAAAAGGUAUAUCAGUAAUUGCAUAUUUUGACACCUGGCUGUUCAUAGCAGGAUCAGCAGAACAACUAGAGUGGAGAUCUAAAAUUCACAAUUGUCUACAAAAACAUGGCUGGAUAGUCAAUUGGGAAACGUAAAAAAAAAAUCCUUCCAGGGUCAUGACUUUUCCAAGUCUCAUUUCGUAUUCCACAAAUCUAAAAAAAAAUUUACCAAAAGGAAAGUAAAAAUAAAUAACUGCCUGAGCCACCUCCUGCACCAUCAUCAAGAUCUCAUAGAGGAGAAGUGGAGACUGUAUCAAUGCUUUCCUAUAGGCUGCGUUGGUAACAUAACUGAGUUGGUCACAUAACUGAGUUGCUCUUGUGAAAGCGCCUCAAGUGGCUGUCUGGAGGACAGCCACUAGAGGUGUGUUUAACCCUACAAUUGGAACAUUGCAGUUUGUAAAAAUCUGCAGUAUUUUACAUCGCAGGGUUACAACUACAGGACCAAUGCACCCAGACAACUUCACUGAGAUUAAAUGGCCUGAUUGUCUUUAGUGGUUCUUUAAAACAGUACAUUUCAAUUUAUUUGCCGAUUGUAGUGGAUGCUGUUUUUUUUCUUACAAAAGACAAAAAAAAAGACAAAGACAAAACAUGCGCGACCAAAUAUGGGUCCCCUCACCUUAUGUUAAAAAAAACUUCAAGAUAAGGAAUGAAACAUUAAUCCUAUGAGCAAGAUCUUUGAAAAGCUGAGAAAUAACCUUUUUCCAUCAGACAUUGAAAAUUAAUUUGAAUCACUACCGCUAUCAGAAGAAUUUCUUGUUUUUUCUUCCACAUUCUUGAAAUAACCAGUUUCAUAGCCAAGAACAACUGAAUAAUCAAAAAUGUGCCAUUUUUAUUAAUGUUAUCUAAGUCUAGAUGUAAAAUGGCCUUUUCUGGCGAUAUCUUUAUUUUCAGCUUUAAAAUAUCUGAGAUUAUUUGAAAGAGUUUAGACCAGGUAUUAUUAACUAGACUACAAGACCACCAGAAAUGAACAAAUGUUCAUUCAUUCACUUAUUCCACAUCUCCAGCAUAGAGCGGAAUGAUUAGAAUCUAUUUUAUGCAUUCUAGUGGGGACAAGGUGCCAUCUUUGCAUUAUUUUAUAAUGUAUUCUAGGAUAUUUAAACAGUGUGUAACUUUCCCAACUUGGAUCCAAAUUUUCCACCAUGCAAUAGUAUCCUGUAUUCCUAGAUCUUUAGACCAAGUGGUUUGCAAUAUCACUUUCUUUUCUUUUUCCAUGGUUUUAAAAAAAUUGAGCUUUUUUGAAGAUGUUUUCAUUUGAAUGUGUAGCAAAGAUGUUCUUUAGUGUUUCCAAAACCUUUGGAUUUAAUGUAGUUAUAAGAUGCGCUUUUAUGUAUUUUUAAAAAAACGAAUCAAAUUAAAGUAAUCCUGACUAGGUAUACCAAAUUCCAUUUUUAAUUGUUCAUAGGUUUUGAGUUAUAUUGAGUUUAUUGUUGAACCACUUCAACUUAGUCAUAUCUGGAAUGUUGUAUCAAAUUAUUUCUAUAUGGGUUUGUUUUAUUAUCUUAUCCUUCAUACCUUUAUUAGUCUUCAGUUUAGACCAAAAGGAAAUAAUAUUUGUAAUAACAAAAAUCGCCUAUGAUUUUCUUUACUGUUGCAUUAUUCAACCAUGGGAUAUUAUUAUAAUUCUUCAUAUCCAAAAUCUUUUGCUCAAUCAUAAACCUGUCAGGAUUACAGAAGAGUCCAGACUUGGAAUUCAGAUCCAACUUGUUACAUUGUUUAUCCCUUCUGCAUACCAUCAGGUUCCUCCAGGAGCUACCACAGUAACCGGUGACUCAGCACUGCAUACUUCUCAGUUUGAGUUUCUUCAAUAGUACCUCAAAGCCUUCAGUCAAGCUAUGGAAAGAGUAAAGAAUAACUUUCAUUAACCUCAUACCCGAAGAGACAAGACAAAAAUUGGUUUAUUGAGGAAAACACAGGGUGUAAUUAGAGCACAAUGUUUACAUAACAAUGAAUAGCAGGAGCAGCUAGUUUGAACUGGCCUGGGAGCCCUCUCCUAGAACAAUAGGGAAAUACCCUGCUGGUAAAAUAAUUAGGCAGGGAUGGGGGAGGGAAUGGAACACACAUUGGACAUUGAACAAGCACAUCCCAAUUGUAAAGCCCAGCCAUAGAAAGUAAUAUACUGUAUAUCAACUAUUUUACACCUCUACCGACAGCCACAGUAUCUUGGGUCAGGGCCACAGAGGCCAGUUCCAGCCACAACAUAGGGUCUCCAGGAAGGUGGCUGGCCUCCAAGCUUCAUAAACUAUAGGGUCUCUGUUUAGUUAAUGUGAGGUGACAUGGCAGUGCAGAGGAAAGGAAUACAAAAGUGGAGGAAGUUUAUUCUACAACAAGCAAAGCUGUGCAAUCCAGAACAAUUACUUAUACAUGUAUUGUAAGUCCCAACAUUUCAAACAUAGAGGGACACUUCAGUAGUAUGAGUGGUGGUAUGGCCAAGAGAUGAGGCCGUCAUGAGAAAUUUUAGAUGACUUAAUAGCAAUUUGUGCAACUAAAAUGUCAUGACGGACUGAAUCUAAACAUAUAUUUAUAGUAGUUUAAAGACGUAUUAUUGAGUGUAUAGUUGCUAGGGAGCUCUGGUAUACAGUCAGACAAACUAAAAAUACAAAACUCUUACAAAAGAGGGACAUUAAUAUAGAAAAGAGUGGCAGCGAGAUCUGGGCAUAAAAUAUGGGUUGUCUUUCCCAAAUAGGGGCACCUGGGAUGCAUGAUUUAUUUCUUUGUAAAGAUCAAUGCAAUUUACUAAUCUGACUCACAGUGAUGCAAGCAAGCCAAACUUGCCAACUCCAGUGUAAUUGAUUUUGAGGAGUAAUAACUCCAAACUGAUGGUGAAAUGAGAUCUGUCUGUGUUAAUGGUUGCGAGUUAGCCUAAUCUCUUAUUGAGACAACGAAUCAACCAUUGUGAGUUUUUGAAUAAGGAAAUUGAAUUUGGACUUAAAACCAUUCUUAUCCAGUUUUAGUGAUACAUCAACUCCCUUGAUGCUCAUUCAACAUUACAGCUGUAAGGAGAUGAUAUUACACAACAACACAGGUUCUGUAUUAGUGCUUUUAAAUUUAGGUGAUAUGGCUAUCGGUGAACAUUGAACUGUUGGAAAUUACUCAAGGAAUUUAAAAUUGUAGGUCAAAAUAACCUAGCUGAAUAAAUAGUUAAGUUGCAGAAAAUAUGUCUAUUUUGGCAUAGAAUUCUCUGGUCUAUUGCAGACUGUUCCUGGAUAAAUUGAUAAGUCAGCAUGUCUUCCACUGGGUCAAAGACUGUCUGGUACUACCGUGAUCCAUUAGAAUGUUGGAGCAGACAAACUGGUCUUUCAGGAGGUAGUGUUAAAAAAGUUUGAUAAAAGUAUGGCGAGGUUCCUCACGUGGACCAAAAUCAUACUAAUAGAAGUGCUACAAUCUACUCCAACAUCUGCCUCAUCCCCGAGGUGAGAAUAAAUCUUUAUUCCUACUCCAAGCCCGCUUGGAUGCAAUCAUACACAUUUGAUCAAUCAGAUAAGCUUCCAGCAUCCCACUGGAAAGAGUGAUUGGGUCCAAAUGAAAUCUAGAUUUGCUGGAUAUGUUAUAUUUAAAAAAUAAAUAAAUAAAAAUUAAUAAAUAAAAAAAAAACUCCUCAGAGAUCAAGAGAUGUAAAACAUCUUGUGUUCAUAAAUGUAUUUUUUUUUCAUGAUGUGUUGUGUGUUGGUAAAGUAUAUAUAUAUUUCUUUUUCUUUUUUUUAGAAAUUUCUGUCUCCCAAAGUAAACAACAACCAGUAUUGGAUUGGUUUGGGUUAUAUUGACGAAGGUAAAUUGACAUGGGUGGAUGGAACAGACUACAAUGCAUCAUUUAAGUAAGUUUACAUUGUUCAAAAACACUUUGUGUAUACCUUAAAAGUAUCCCUUCUUUGAAAAUAUAUUGUCUCUUUAAGGCCUAAAUACUUCUACCCCUUUCAUCUAAGAACUCAAAUGCAUUUUGUGAUGGCCACCUGGUUACUCAGCCAGGCAGCAGGACUCCCCAACCUCCCACCUCCUGUCAAACUACUAAAAUCACUAUUCCCUAACCCUCCAGCCUGUGCCUCCCAGCCCAGCGUCCCUCUCUCUAGCCGACCCAUAAUCACCAUUUGACCACCAGAGGGCCACUGAGGUAUGGUACGCUUGACCGAGAGCUACCUUGAACUAGCCAUGUCCGUUUCGGGUGCUUUUUGGACAGAACCGGCGCUCCAGAGACCUUUCCAGGAAUGUAUGGCAUGUAUAUUGUCUACAAUGCAUCAUUUAAGUAAGUUUACAUUGUUCAAAAACACUUUGUGUAUACCUUAAAAGUAUCCCUUCUUUGAAAAUAUAUUGUCUCUUUAAGGCCUAAAUACUUCUACCCCUUUCAUCUAAGAACUCAAAUGCAUUUUGUGAUGGCCACCUGGUUACUCAGCCAGGCAGCAGGACUCCCCAACCUCCCACCUCCUGUCAAACUACUAAAAUCACUAUUCCCUAACCCUCCAGCCUGUGCCUCCCAGCCCAGCGUCCCUCUCUCUAGCCGACCCAUAAUCACCAUUUGACCACCAGAGGGCCACUGAGGUAUGGUACGCUUGACCGAGAGCUACCUUGAACUAGCCAUGUCCGUUUCGGGUGCUUUUUGGACAGAACCGGCGCUCCAGAGACCUUUCCAGGAAUGUAUGGCAUGUAGGGGUGCUUCCCUGUUUUGUGUGUAUUUUUUUUUUUUUAAUAUGUUUAAGUUUAAGAUAAAAAGUUUAACCAAGAGCUGACUCAAUUAUUUACCAGAUACAGAGAAACCUAGGCGGGUUUAUGUUGAAUACAAUGGAGACCCCAUGCUGGGGGUCUGUGUAUUAUUCCAGUGUGCCUUGACCUAAUAAACCAGUUCAUUUUCACCCUUCACUAAGUCUCGCCUAGUGUUUGGGUGAGAAAGCGGUACAUCCUGCAGGAGAGCUUAAUCACUCUGGAACUUCUACAUUAAGGGAAGGGGCGACCUAGGGGGUAGUAACCUAGCUACUCGUGGAUAUAGCACCAAUAAUAUUUUAGGGGUUGUAGUGUUGUGCAGCAAUAAAUACCACAAUAAUGUGUUUAAUAGGACACUACAGACAGUAGUUGACAUAUCUAUUUUUUAUUAAUAUAGUUAAAGCACAGGAGACUGUAAUACCCAGGUGACCGGCAGGAAGGGAGCACACAGCACAGUGCUCCUCUCCCACUUGUCACUUCAUGUAGCAUGGCCAAGUGAACCGCUGUACAGGAUUUUCUGUAUCCACUACAAGGUCUGACAGGAAGUGCUCAAUGAGAGCAACGAACUGUUUCUUGCCACAAACAGCUUCUUGAUUAGAGGAUAUAAAAGAUCCUCUAAUCUGCAGUGGUGGUGGAAGGGGGGAGGGAGGGGCAGAGAUCAGUGGUGUAUCUUGGUUUUGUGCUGCCCUAGGCAGGACAAAACUCAGGCGCCCCCCUCUCCCCGCGCCACCCCCACCCAACCCUUCCCCCGCCCCACCUUCUAAAUACACACACACACACAGUCAGACACAUACACACACACACAGUCAGACACAUACACAGACACAAACACACACACAUACACAGUCAGACACAAACACACACAGUCAGACACAAACACACACACAUACACAGUCAGACACAAACACACAUACACAGUCAGACACAAACACACACACACAGUCAGACACAAACACACACAUACACAGUCACACACACACACACAUACACAGUCAGACACACACACACACACACACUCAAACACACACUCACAAACACAGUCAGACACAAACACACACACACAGUCAGACACAAACACACACACACACAGUCAGACACAAACACACACACACACACACAGUCAGACACAAACACACACAGUCAGACACACACAGACACAAACACACACACACAGUCACACACACAUACACAAACACAGUCAGACACACACACACACACAGUCACACACAGUCACACAAACACACACACACAGUCAGACACACACACACACACACACAGUCAGACACAUACACAGACACAAACACAGUCAGACACAAACACACACACACACACACAGUCAGACACACACACAUUAACUUUUUUUUAAUUUAAAUCCCCCCCCCAACCUCCUUACCUUUGGGAGUGCUGUGGGGGGGAGGAGGGUCUCUCUCCCUGGUGGUCUGGUGGUCGUGGUCCAGUGGCUGCAGGGCGGGCGGCGCUGGCAGGCGGGCGGCUGGCGAGGGAGCACUUCCUAUGAGCUGUCUGCUCAGCUCCCUCGCGUGCCGCAGAGUGGGGCUGGGAGCAGGAAUAUGACGUCAUCUUCCGGCUCCCAGCCUCACUCUGCAGCCGGCGCGCGAGGGAGCUGAGCAGACAGCUCAUAGGAAGUGCUCCAUCUCCAGUCGCCCGCCUGCCAGCGCCGCCCACUCGGGAUGUCAGUUAGUUGCAAGGCUAACUAGGCAUUUGCCCUGGGCAUUUGGGGGGCGACGUUUUUUGCCGCCCCCUGAAAAAUGCCGCCCAAGGCAAAUGCCUUGUUUGCCUCGCGGCUAAUACACCCCUGGCAGAGAUACAAAAAGUAGUCUGGGGGACAGAGACAAGUUGACAAGGAGAGAAACAUAGAUGGCCACAGAGGGGCUGGGGGGGGGAGGGCAGUGAGAGACAAAAUACAGAUUAGGGAACAGUGCACACAUGCAAAAAUAUACAGUUUUACAAGGCUACUUACAAGAUAAGGCACUAGCUAAGUGUCAUGUCUAUACUUACAGAGUCUUGCCACCUAUGCCACAGUUUUAUGACAUGUCUCUGAUGUGUGAUAUAACAUGCUUCUUUCAUGAGUGAUAUGACAUGCCUCUUUCAUGUGUGAUAUUACAUGCUUAUUUCAUGUGUCUUGACUAUGUGAUAUGUUAUGCCUCUUUACAUUCCUGGUGCCCCACAUGGGUGAUUUAUGCCAGAAUAGAGCCUUAGUGCUUAUACUUUACUAUACAGGUGGUCCUCAUUUAGCGACCUACCUGUUUUACGACGGUUUGCACUUACGACCAGGCAUAAGUGCGAGCCGUCAUGGGGAAACUUCCCCGAACAUAGAUGAACGCACGAGAGCAGGGAAUCCCUCUGAUGUACAUUUGAGGAAUUUUCCCCGAGCAUUGAUUAAAGGGAUUCCCUGCUCUGGUGCGUUCGUCUAGGUUCAGGGAAGUUUCCCUAAACAUAGACAUGCGCACCAGAGCAGGAAAGCCCUUAACUCCUCACUUACCGAUCAAUUCGUUCUACGAACGGGUCAUAGGAACGGAACCCGGUCGGUAAGUGAGGAGUGUCUGUAUUUUAAUCAUAAUAAUCAUAGUCAUUUUUUUUUAUUCAACAGUAUGACAUGUUUCCUGUUACUUUUUUACUGACAUAAUUAUUUUCUUUUCUUUCCUUUAUUACAAAAAGUGCACUAUUUAGAUAUUUCUAUACCUGCGCAUUGCUGAUUAUACUGUUUAGAAAGGUCUCCGUUUGUAUUCCUGUUUGUCAUGCUAUAUACUAUCAAAAUAAAGAAUGUAACAAAAAGAGGUUAACAUUUUCAAAAAGUGGCUUAAGAGAAACACAGGUGAAUAUUAACAAUUACAAAACUUUCAUCCUCUCUACCUUAACACAACAUGGCAAUUCAUAAAAGCAAUAAUAUAUAUCUGUCAACAUUAUUAGAAUUUUUUCUGCUUCCAAAUGCAGCACACGUAAUUGUUUUAGAAAAGUGCUUCACCAGACAAAUUAAUUAAAUACAUUUCCAAAAAGGUUGUAAUUCAAAGUAUGUUUGAUAGAAUAGUUUAUAUUAGGGUUGAAAACCAGUGUGAGAUUUAGCUAAAAAAAUUUGGAUUUGGAAUUUUGCCUUAGGGAAAUUAUAGAAUGUGCUACAGGUAUAUGCGUUUUCUUUCCUACACUGUGAUUUAAAUAUUCGUUAUACCCCUCCCAGAUUCUGGAAGAAGGGACAGCCUGAAGAGACCGAGAAAAAAAAUGAAAACUGUGUCCGCUUAUCGACCAAUGGAGAAUGGACUAGUGUACAUUGCAUCAAUACUCAAAAUUAUGCUAUCUGUGAGAAAAUAAAACAAAUAUGAGCUGAUACGCAAAAAAAAAAAAAAGACCAAAGCUUUCAUUUUUAAAUUGAUAUCUUUACAAAUCUUUACAGUUUAUUACCUAUUAUUAUUAUUAUUUAUAUAGCACCAACUUAUUCCGCAGCGUUUUACAUUAUAAAAGAGGGUGAUUGAAAAGGAAUUGUUUUACCUAUGCAAUGCUUAGUGAAUAUUCCCCUAGACAUACAGAGCUAUAUAUAUAUAUAUAUAUAUACACUGCAUAUAUUAACCUAUGCAUGUAUUGCAUAAUGAGACGUUGAUUUAAUAACAUAUAUUAUCCUGUAACCCACAGAUAUCUGGACAGGCCUUCCUUGAUGGCUCUGUUGGUGUGAGAUGGCAAGGGAAUAGAGGUGAAGAUCUAAUUAAAGCCCCAUGGGUAUAACUGGAUAUACCUUGUCUAACAUUCUCACCUGCGGCGCCAGAAAAAGGGGGACUUGUCAUAGAUAAAGGUAAAUAAAGGGUUAAAAAGCCUUUGCCUUAGUUAAGUCCUUCCACAUCUGCAGAGGUUAAAAGUAAGAAUUUUUACUUCUACAAUUUGUUGCAGUUUCACAACGACUCCCUUUUUUUCCCCAUGUCAAUCUAACCUUGCAUAGUUUAAAUAAGACAUGCUAGACAUGCGCAGUAGACUAACUAACAGCAAUACGUAAUGUAAUAUGAAUGAUUAUACUUUUUGCACUGAAACUUCUAUGAUUGGUUGAUUUUGCCUUUUGUUGUAUACACCUCUAAGAAAAACUGUGUUUUAUUUAUACGAUGUACAUGCAUUAAAACUUUCGAAUACUUUCUGACCUCCAUAAUGACUGGUGUGCUCAUUGAGUGUUCCCUGCAGCAGAAUUUACGCAGAGACAAGGAAAGCAGAAUGUGUUAGUGCAUAAGUCCACGGCAGCGUAAGAGUUCCAGAUCCUGUGUUGAUAUGCAGCCUAACAGAGGGAAAUUUAGCAAUAAAUGAGACAAUAACAGUAAAUCUGCAAUGUACUAAAUAAUUAACUAUUGCAUACGCAAGAGUUUCAGCACUGCUGAGUGCAUGGGCUGCCCUGCUUGGCCUUCCUGCUGAGCAGCCUCCUAUCCCGGUGCGGUGUGUAGCGAUGUAACACCCCAUUUUUGGAUGGAUUUGUCGAUAGUGACAUUAAUUGUGUCAUUGGCACACCCACCUACCAGCCCUGCCACCUUCCAGUGUCAAAAGGAUGUUAAAGAAAAACUGCAAAUAUCUUAAUGUGGGUACAUGCUCCAGAUGUUCUCUUGUUUUCUGGAAUGUACAAAUCAAUAAAGAAAUGCAAAACACAAUAAUAGUGUUAACCAGGAGCAUGAAUCCUGCAAUAUUUUGGUAAAUUAACACUAUUUCAGUGUUCCAACAAUUUUUUUUUGUUUCUCUACCUGUAUUACUACAUUGCAUUGUGUAAUUAAUAUAAUAAAAUCAAACAUGUUCUGCAGCAUAUAAUUAGUUUGUAAUGUUAACAGUAUAGACAGACUAGACAAGUGUGGGUCUAAACUUGUGAAUUGUGUUAUUAAACGAUUAACUAAAGGGACAGUAAGGGCACCAAUACAAUUGUAAUGCAUUUGAAAUAUUUGUGGGCUCAUUAAUAUGCUGUAUUUUUUGCAAUGUUCAAAUUUGUAUAGUUCUUGCACAAAAUAAAUGUUUUGCAGAA
Messenger RNA from Pelobates cultripes (western spadefoot toad), 24584 nucleotides. The record is from the annotation of a GenBank genome assembly. NCBI's taxonomy places the organism in Eukaryota, Metazoa, Chordata, Amphibia, Anura, Pelobatidae.